CCAAGCUGAUGCAAAGCCUGCAUGCUCAGGAUCGGAGGACGAUAUUGAAUAUUGCUCGUGGAUCAUCCCUGACGACUGUCCUUCGGCUGACCUGGUCACGGUUGAAGUGCGCCGCUUCGACCUAAAGGUUGUAAUCUGGCUCGCUACAGGCAUUGGCGUUUCUGUCAAUAAGACAUCUUGAUACCUACCUACAUGGCGUGUUUGGCAAAAAAGACGCACUUGGAGGCUAAGCCAAGCCGUCACCCACCUGACCUUUGAUGUUUCAGGAUUGAUAUAAUUGGUACCUAGGGAAAGGCGAGGCAAUUUGAGCGACGCUUCCUUCCUUGCGACUUACUCGUAGACACGAAUUCGAUUUUUUUUUGUCACAGAUUUUUGUCGUUGAAUAACUAGGGCUGAACGACUCAACUCAAGGGCAUUACAACGUUAUAGAACGUCGUUAACAAGACAUUUAGAAAAUAUGUACAUCGGUCGGAUCAUAGGUGAGGUCAUCAGUUGUCAUAUUUCUAUUUUUUAUUGUGCGAAGGGAGCCUCGAAGGGAGCCGCGAUCGAUUGCAAUGGGGCCGUGUCUUCUGUGACCUCCGAGAGCUGGGCGGUUUCUCAGCGCAGGUAUGACGGUGCGCCACGCCAAACAGUGGGCCCAUUUGGCGUCCGGGUGCCCUGCCGCGCCCCCGCCAGCAAGGCCGCCGGCCGCCGGCCACUAUAUAGGCGGCCGCGCGCGCUCCCACAGCAGACACUCAUCGGUCGUCGACGCAGCCCACCGCUCCGAAAGCCAACAUGAAGGUUCUGAUUGUGUGCGCCCUGAUCGCGGCCGCCCGGGCCGGCUACUACUCCGCCGGACCGGUCGGAGCGCGCUUCAGCUACGGCUACACAGCAGUCAACCCCGUGCACGGCUACGCCCCCGCCGCCACCUACGCCGCCGCUCCGUACGCCGCUGCUACCUACGCCGCUCCGUACGCUGCCGCUACCUAUGCUGCCGCUCCGUACGCUGCUGCUACCUAUGCUGCCGCUCCGUACGCCGCUGCUACCUACGCCGCUGCCCCUUACGCCGCUGCUACCUACGCCGCUGCUCCGUACGCCGCCGUGCCCGCGUCCGCCAGCUCGCAGCACCACAGCCAGGACGAGCUGGGCCAGUACAACUACGGCUACGCCGACGUCAACUCUGCCAAGAACGAGGUGAAGACGGCCGACGGCGUGGUGCGCGGCUCCUACAGCUACGUCGACUCGUAUGGCAUCCCGCAGAAGGUCAGCUACGUGUCGGACGCGCUCGGCUUCCGCGUGGCCGGCACCAACCUGCCGGUGGGCCCGAGCGCCGUGCUGGCCGGCCCGGCGCCCGUCGCCGACACCCCUGAGGUGGCUGCCGCCAAGUCGGCCCACUUUGCCGCGCACAGCCGAGGCGCUGGCCCGCGCCGCCGAGCACUGAGCUCGGUCAGUCGUCGACAGCGACAAUGAGAGUCUCCUGUCGGCGGGGCGAUAGGGCUGGCACGAGACCAGUCAGUUUCGCUUCGUCCCCUCACAAACAUCGCUAGAACAAGUCUGUCUUUUGUAUUAUCAUGUGUACCGUGUCUGUCUUGUGCCGUAAUGUGCCUCCAUAAUACAUAUUUUUGUAAGUCA
Molecule: messenger RNA, 1611 nt
Organism: Amphibalanus amphitrite
Lineage: Eukaryota; Metazoa; Arthropoda; Thecostraca; Balanomorpha; Balanidae
Product: cuticle protein 7-like
Exons: 2
Coding region: 775-1449 (224 amino acids)
Cellular component (GO): chitin-based extracellular matrix
Molecular function (GO): structural constituent of chitin-based larval cuticle
Source: RefSeq, a predicted model, not a curated record